CGCAUGGCCUCCGCCAACAGUCGCCCCGUUGUCCUGGUGACGAAACGACGUUACGCGCAACGGGCGAGAUGGUGAGACAUGUUGAACGCCCUGCAUGGGCACCUGGAUCGUUGGAGAGACGCAGCACAGCUGCUGGAGGAGGCCCACUCUUCACGUGCUUCUGCGAACACUGGCGAGCGAGCGCUACGGAGCUUUGCGAGAGCCAGACACUGGCUGCGGGCCGUGAAGUGUUGGGACUGGGACGGCCUCAUCGACCGCAGCUUCGGUGAAGUCGUCCAGGCACUCCCGACCUGGUGGCUGACUCUUCACUACUUAACGACCUUUGGAGGUGGCAAUAUGGUCACUUGCACCACCUCAAUACGAAAAUGUGAAACUUCGUGGCAGCAGGCCACCAAUCUUCUGCAGUCCUUGCAGUCUUCCCGCAUUCGCUUGGACGCACAGGUCUUUGGAGCUGCCUUGGUCUCCUUGGUCUCCGUAAAAAAGAAGAGCUGGCAGGCUGCUGUGCAGUUGGUGGAGGAGAUGACUUGCGUGGCUUUGGAGAAAAACGUCAUCAUCCGGAGUGAAAUGAUGCGUGUGUUGUCUUCGGAGUGGUGGAAGUCGGCAGAGCUUCUGGUUGACGCAGAUCUGGUGGGUUUUAGCACCCUGAUCGAUGCUUUUGAGAAGGUGGGGGCCUGGAUCCAAGCUGCCACACUCUUGGCGCAGCUGCGAUCGGAGGGCCUGCGGCUGGAUCAGGUGCUGCUGAACAGCUGCUGCAGCGUGGCUCAAAAGGCUGCCGUGUGGCGUCAGAGUCUGCAGCUUCUGCGAUCAGAGUUGUUGCAGUUGACGCCCAACUUGCUGACCUACAGCGCCAGCAUCUCCGCUGCGGGGGCCACUGGUGGACACUGGACUCAAGCGUUACACAUCGGAAACCGAGCGCGACAGACUUUGAGGUCUCUGGACACCGUGAUUCACAACGCCAUGAUCAGCGCGGUGGAGAAGGCCAGCUUUCAAUGGCCUCAAGCUUUCCAGAUCUAUUCCAACUUGAGGCCAAGCACUGUGACCUGCAACGCCCUGCUGAGCGCCUGUGAAAAUGCUCGAGCAUGGGAAAGAGCUUUCGUCACGGUCGACGUUUUGCAAGGUAUGGGGUUAGAGCCGCAGCUGGUGACCUUCAAUGCAGCCAUCAGUUCCUGUCAGGGUAGCCCUUGGCCACGAGGGUUGAAAGUGUUGGAAGAAAUGACACUAAGGCAGUACCUGCCGGACGACGUUACCAUGGAUGCACUGGGGGCGGUUUGCAAAACAACCUGGCAACAGGCGAUGUAUGUGACCUCCGGAACCGCUGGCAGCGCCAGCGCCCGCGCGGUGAGGACGGCGGUGGUGGCGCGGGAGCAAGGCCGAAAGGAUGCCGUUGGAAGCGUCAGGUUGAUGUCUCAGCUCUCGGACCCCAGCAAAUUGAGCAACUUGACGUGACCACCAACUUGCAGGAGGCAGAAAGCGGCGACGAGG
Messenger RNA from Cladocopium goreaui, 1482 nucleotides. The record is from the annotation of a GenBank genome assembly. NCBI's taxonomy places the organism in Eukaryota, Dinophyceae, Suessiales, Symbiodiniaceae.